AACAUUGUUUACCUUCCUUCGGAUAUCUGAAUUGCCUACAGAGAAAAAUAUUGGCUACUCUCAAACAUAAGGCGAUCAUUUCUCUUUUCUCCACUCACCGCUGCAUCGGAACAGUCUCCUCCACUGAUCCGUCAUGGACAACUCUGUUCGAAUCUAACAUCAAAACCUCGCUCGUUUCACCUGUUUCGAGUUCUCGUUUCCCACGCUUCAAUUUGGGCGUAAUUCUCAAGAUGUGGUUGUGCCACCGGUUGAAGGUGUUGCAGGAGGUGGUACCGCUUAUGGGUGGAAUGAUGGUGGCACACUUGGCUUGAAUGUCAAGGGACCAGUUGACCCAACAGAAAUUCCAACUAGGGAUUUAGUUCAUGUAUGGUGCAUGCCAAACACAGCAAAUAUUGGACCUCAAGAUAUGGCCAGACAUUUGGAGCCUAUAAACCUGCUGGCAGCUAGAAAUGAGAGGGAGAGUGUGCAAAUAGCUAUCCGACCAAAGGUUUCAUGGGGUGGUGCUAGUGCUGCAGGGACUGUGCAGAUUCAGUGCAAUGACCUAUGCUCCACAUCUGGAGACAGACUGAUUGUUGGCCAGUCACUACGGUUGCGGCGGGUGGUGCCCAUUUUAGGUGUACCUGAUGCUCUUGUUCCUGUUGAGCUUCCAGUCAGUCAAAUAAACCUAUUUCCUGGGGAGACUACUGCUCUUUGGAUAUCUAUUGAUGUUCCUAGUUCUCAACCUCCAGGACAAUAUGAAGGAGAAAUUCUCAUUACUGCCAUAAAAGCAGAUGCAGAAUCUCCUUUUCAAAGUUUUAGCAAGGUUGAGAAACAUCAAUUAUAUAGGGACCUAAAGGGAUGUCUUGAUGUUGUUGAGCCAAUUGAUGGAAAACCAUUAGAUGAAGUGGUUGAAAGGGUGAAAUCUGCGACUGCAUCUUUAAGAAGGAUUCUUCUGUCUCCAUCAUUUUCUGAAUUCAUUUCAGAUAAUGGACCAGUAGACAUAAUGGAUGAGGAUGCGAUUUCAAAUCUCUCUCUACGGGUGAAGUUAAAUCUGACUGUUUGGGAAUUCGUACUUCCUGAAACUCCCUCGCUCCCUGCUGUAUUUGGUAUAUCGGAUACUGUAAUUGAGGAUCGAUUUGGUGUUCAACAAGGGACAGCUGAGUGGUAUGAGGCAUUGGAUGAACAUUUCAAAUGGCUUCUUCAAUAUAGAAUCAGCCCGUAUUUUUGUAAAUGGGCUGAUGGUAUGCGUGUUUUGACAUACACAUCUCCAUGGCCAGCGGAUCAUCCAAAGUCAGAUGAAUAUUUUUCAGAUCCACGGUUGGCUGCAUAUGCUGUACCGUAUAAACAAGUAAUCUCCGGUAAUGAUGCGGCAAAGGAUUACUUGCAGAAACAAGUUGAGAUAUUGAGAACCAAAACUCACUGGAGAAAAGCUUACUUUUACUUGUGGGAUGAGCCACUGAACUUGGAACAAUAUGAUUCUGUUCGCAAUAUGGCUAGUGAGAUUCAUGCAUAUGCUCCAGAUGCUCGUAUUUUAACUACUUACUAUUGUGGACCAAAUGAUGCGCCUCUUGCACCUACUCCAUUUGAGGCUUUUGUUAAAGUUCCAAGUUUUUUGCGUCCUCAUAAUCAAAUUUAUUGUACAAGUGAAUGGGUUCUGGGCAAUCGGGAAGAUCUGGUUAAGGAUAUUAUUGCUGAAUUACAACCAGAGAAUGGUGAGGAAUGGUGGACAUAUGUCUGUAUGGGACCAUCAGAUCCUCAUCCAAAUUGGCAUCUAGGAAUGCGAGGUACCCAACACCGUGCCGUUAUGUGGCGUGUGUGGAAAGAGGGUGGCACAGGAUUUUUGUACUGGGGGGCCAACUGCUAUGAGAAAGCAACUGUAGCCAGCGCAGAGAUAAAAUUCAGGCAUGGUCUACCCCCUGGAGACGGAGUCCUAUACUAUCCCGGUGAGGUGUUCUCAACUUCUCAUCAGCCAGUGGCUUCUCUUAGACUAGAACGCAUACUUAAUGGCUUGCAGGACAUCGAGUACCUGAGACUAUAUGCUUCAAGAUACGGUAGGGAUGAAAGUAUUGCACUUUUGGAAAGGACGGGAGUGUACUUUGGUCCUGAGCGUUACACAUUUGAGCAUAUGCCGAUUGAUGCAAUGAGAGGGCAAAUAUUUAAUGCCUGCCGUUCAUAAAUCGGGUAUUUAUAGAUGCUGCUUGGUCGAGUGCUUCAUUUGUCGAUAGCUGGGAAGUUCAACUUGAGCAUCUUAAGCAUCUAACCUAUAAAGAUGCGACAACAUAGUUAUCGAGUGAGAUCCUUGGAAUAUCACACACACACGUACUAUCCAAUUUGAACUCCUAGAUAUGAAAUGUGAUAGUCAUAUAUAUACAUAUAAAGCAUCUGAAACGUACUUAGAUGAGAAAUCUGUUGUUCAUAAUGUGCCUUUUGAGAGUACAUAGGACCAUAAUCUAUUACAGUUAAUGUUGCA
This is a messenger RNA of Vigna angularis (adzuki bean), 2449 nucleotides long. RefSeq lists its product as uncharacterized. Bases 374 to 2155 code for a protein of 593 amino acids. The record is from RefSeq and is a predicted model, not a curated record. Lineage: Eukaryota; Viridiplantae; Streptophyta; Magnoliopsida; Fabales; Fabaceae. The transcript is spliced from 17 exons.